AUGUGGAGCUUUCUCAAGAACAUGCACUUGGCCAAGCUUUUCUCUUACCACAUGGAAUCCUACAAGGAGCUCACUUCUUGGAAUCUUGUUUGGGUUCAACUAUGGAGAGGGACCAAGUGGAACUUCAAGGAAAAGGAACUCCAAAGGGUUUGGGCUACAAUCGCUGAUGGAGUGUACUCUUCCUCAAGGUCCAAGGCAGCUCAGAUCAGGAGCCCAGUCUUGAGGUAUGUGCACAAGGCACUUGCCAACACCUUCUUUGCAAGGAAGGCGACCGGGACAAUCAACGAGGGGGAACUCAAGUUUCUUGACAUGGGAAUCAAGCCCAUUCUCUCACGCACAAGCGAUGGCAAGAGGAUCAGGGGAGAUAGAUCUGACACAGGGAACUUGAUGCCCUUCCUUGACCAUCUCCUUACCUACAAGAUCACAGCCUACAACACUAGGCAUCAACGAGGAGGCGCUAAGUGUUGGAGGGCUCAUCACACCUAUCUUGUGUGCUGCUGGAGUGAACCCAACUGA
Molecule: messenger RNA, 516 nt
Organism: Microthlaspi erraticum
Lineage: Eukaryota; Viridiplantae; Streptophyta; Magnoliopsida; Brassicales; Brassicaceae
Source: the annotation of a GenBank genome assembly